AUGUUGCUGCUGCUGCUGACCAGCAUCCUGCUCGGGCUCGUGCGCAGCAUCGAGUUUACGCAGCCGUACGUCGUGCAGUCGAGCUCGGAUCUGGUGCCGCUGGUCGACGUCUUCAACUUUACACGUGGCGGCGAGGCUGUCGUGUACCUCGACGUGACGCUACAAGCGACGCCCGCCGUCGUCCAAGGCCGCACCAUGAUGUACCUCUUGCUCUGCGACGACAUGGUAUUCGGCGACAGCUACUGCCGCAACCGGACGCUCGGCGUGGCCGCAGGGUGCCGCACCUUUCCGCUGCGGCAAUCGAGCUUUGUGAGCCUCUAUAACCAGACGUCGACUGCGUACCACACGAUCACAUACCUCCACGUCCGCGUCACGGAGGCGUCCGCGGGGGCCAAGUUCCUCUUUUUGGACGUGUGCGAAGCCCUCGGCGGCACCCAUGGCUGGCUGCCCUCCUGCAUGAAGAACGCGACGGGUCUGAAUACAACGUGCUUUACGUGCCCCGACAUGCUCUCGAACGACGAGGAUGCGAGGAGCCGCUGCAUUGUGUCGCCGACGAUUGCACCCAAUGUUACGGGACAGAUUGACAUCGCCAUGUGCGACGGCGACGGUCAAUGUCUGGGCGACAGCGUUGCGGAUUUGCUGCGCUUCUACAUGGCGUACGCGGCGCUGUGGAUCGUCCUGACGUUGCUCUGGGUCGCGCCGCUGCUCAAGAAGCCGUAUCUCUGUCUUCGCCUGCACUACCUAUUUGCCAUUAUUGCUCUCAUGGAGACCUCGUACGCGCUUCUGUCGUGCGUGACGUUCUCGAGUCCACUGGCUCCGAUUCAAAUUUUUCUCCAGUUUGGCUACUCGGUCGUGGGCGCGCUCUUUCUGCAGUUCCUCUGCCGCUGCUUCACCGUCCAGCUCGUCUUGAUGCUCGCCGAUGGCUACCAAGUGACCCAAAAUGGCCUCGAGAACCCGACGUGGAUCUCGCUCGACUGGACAUUUGUGAUGUUCUGGACCAUCUGCCGCAACGCGUCGCUCUACUCGAACGCGGCGCGCGGACCUGGCGUCUUGAGACAGAUCCAGUGGAGCGUCGCUUGCUACCUCAUGUUUAGCAACUACAGCCACGCCCGGCGCCACGUCAAGCGCCUUCGCAACUUGACCUUUGAGAUGCAAGUGCGACUCCAUAUCGACCCGGCCACGACCCCCAUCAUGGAAAAACUAAGGGUGUUUUAUGCGCUGCCCGCGGUCUUCUUCGCGUAUUUUCCGCUCUUGUGGAUCAACAAUCAGCUGAAUUGGAUGCCAAUUCCCCACUUUAUCGCGGACCACGGUAUUUUUACGCUUCUCUGCCUUCACCUCGGGUAUCGCUUCCGCGUCCGGCGCUUCUACCACGAGUUCUUACUGUCGCCUGCCGACACAAUUUUGCCGCCGCCCCCGCCCGAGCACCCGACGACCUUUGUGCUCAUCCAGCCGCCCAAUCCAUCCGAGCCGACGGCCUGUGGCGCGUUGGCAGCUCCGCGCAGCCCCACCAAGCCGCGACAAGACCCUCUAUGA
Saprolegnia parasitica CBS 223.65 is the source of this 1533-nucleotide messenger RNA. RefSeq lists its product as hypothetical. The transcript has 7 exons. Lineage: Eukaryota; Oomycota; Saprolegniomycetes; Saprolegniales; Saprolegniaceae. The record is from RefSeq and is a predicted model, not a curated record. The coding region runs from base 1 to 1533 and encodes 510 amino acids.